Messenger RNA from Moneuplotes crassus, 1575 nucleotides. NCBI's taxonomy places the organism in Eukaryota, Ciliophora, Spirotrichea, Euplotida, Euplotidae. The record is from the annotation of a GenBank genome assembly.
UUUAUUUUGACAAUAAUAUAAUAUGAACCCGGGAGAGCACAUAGAAGACCUUAUAAAUAAACAAAGUCAGAAUCACAGAAAUAUUGAAUUAAAGUGGAACGACCAGAAAUUGAAGAACGGAAUGCUAGAAAAUAAUGGAACCUAAUUCUUACCCCUUCCAAAAUUAUGAGAUGGAGGCUCCAUUUGCCGCCUCGUAUCCGCAAUCCAAACAGAGCAACGUAUUGGUCCACAAAUGCCGUUUCGAAAACAUUGAGUUCACUCAAAAGGUGGAAGAAAUAGUUACCGAGUUUCAGAACAAAGCCAGAAAUGAUCCAGAUUAUUUUUCAGAUAAUAACUCGAGAUUGUUAGUCUAUUGGGAAGAUGAUAGGGUAUGGUAUCACUGCAAAGUUCUCGGAUAUGAUAAGACUAGUGACAAAUUUAGCCUGAAGUACGACGAUGGGGUUCUGGAACAAGUGUCUCUUUGGAAUGAAACAUUUAUUACAUAUGACCAGUUCGCUCAAAGAAAGAACGAUAUCUCUGCAAAUCAAUAUUUGCAACAAAGCAGAGACACUCUUCAUACAGCAAGACACAAAGAACGCCACGCCAGAAGGCAAACUCGUCCCAGCUCAGAACCCAAGGUCGGCAAAGUUGUUGGUAGGACCCAGGUAGACACAUUCCUGAUUAUCGAAAAAGAGUACAUUGCUUCGGGAGACGGCUCUUCAAUCUCUAGUGAUGACAUGCAGUAUGAAGAAGAGGGCGCUCGGGCUGAAUACGAAAAUGCAUAUAUGCAGGGUCAAAAUGGUAAUGGGAAAGUGUAUGGUGUUGGUCAAAAUGAACCCAAUGAAGGCAAUCAUUAUCCCCAAGAUAUUAUGCAUUCCAGUGGUAGAUUCCCCACUGGAAAGGACCCCUAUAAUUCUUUGAUGAUGGAGAAUAGCAGGCAGAAUUUUAAUCAACUUAAGGAAAAUAACAGAGUAGAUGAAUCUGACUCAAGAAUGCAAUGGUACUCAAUGGAAGACAAUUCAAAUGCGGCUCCAAAGUUUGGACCAUUUGAAAUUACCAAAGCCCAAACAUCUAGAAAUCAAAGCCUAACAGAUGCUAUGAGUGUAGAAAAAUAAAGAAACCGAGCAGAUAUACACACCUGAGAACUUUAGUACUCUUUUUAAAGGUCAUCAGCAGCCUGCAUACGAUAUUUACGGGAAUCAAGUAAUGAGACCAAACUCUCAAAGAAAUCAUGAUAGAGAAACCUCUAUGCAUAGAUCCUCAAGCAGGGAUGCCUCAGGGAUCACACCAGAAUGGAUGAAAUCCUGAAGGCAGAAUCAUAUGAUGCCCAGUGCCACUAGAAUCAUUAAAGACAUGAAAGCACAUGAAAAGAAAUUUUAUGAGAGGUUCCUUUCAAGUGGAUAUAAGCUUUGCGAGUGCCAAAUCUGACAAAAAUUAGAACUAAAAUUUUUAAUCAAAGAGGAUAGUGAUCCUAAUGACUUUUUCCACCUGCAUCAAGCCUAUCUGCAUAAGAAAAUUGAGAGAGAACAUAUUCAGUCAAAAGACGGGGUCUACCAAAAUCAUACAAUAAUCCUUCUUAAUAAAGAAAAUUCAUAA